AUGGCAAGGGAGCGCCGCGAGCAACGGGACACAAAUAGCAGCUGCAAUUCCAACCAGCAAUUACGACCAGCCACCAGCGGGAGCCUCGGCAUGGACGUGGCAGCCGCAGUAGAUGUCACCAUUAUGCCCAUGCACCCUCACAAGAUCCCCACUGGACUUACAGGACCUAUUCUAAUUAAUGGACAACCAUUGCAACAUUUAGUGAAGAGAGUAGCAGCUGUAACCAACACGCAUAUAAUUCAAAAAAGGAACAUCACCUACACAGGAUGUGCUGCUCAAGUUUUCCUCUUUAUUUUUCUUAUGUCAAUAGAGUAUUUCCUGCUGACCAGCCUGUGCUAUGACCGCUACGUGUCCAUCUGCAAACCCCUGCACUACGGGACCCUCCUGGACAGCAGAGCUUGUGCCCACAUGGCAGCAGCUGCCUGGCCCAGUGCCUUUCUCAAUGCUCUCAUGCAAACGACCAAUACAUUUUCCCUGCCCCUGUGCCAGGGCUGUGCCCUGGGCCAGUUCUUCUGUGAAAUCCCCCCAUCCUCGAGCUCUCCUGCUCUAAAUCCUAUCUCAGGGAACUUGGUCUCAUUGCAGAUAGUGCCUCUUUGGUAUUUGGUAGUUUUGUGUUCAGGAGGGCACAAAGCCAUUUCCACCUGUCUCCCUCACCUGGCCGUGGUCUCUCUGUUCCUCAGCACUGCAGUGUUUGCCUACCUGAAUCCGCUCUCCAUCUUCUCCCUAUCCCUGGAUCUGGCCCUGUCAGUUCUGUACUUGGUGCUGCCUCCAGCCCUGAACCCCCUCAUCUACAGCCUGAGGGACCAGGAGGCUGUCACAGAUAGUGAGGAAGACAUGGAAGUGGAUGUAGAGGAGGAAACAGUGGAAGACAUGGACCUAGAUAGAGAGCUUGAUACAGAAGAGGAAAUGGAGGUGGAUGAAGAUGAGACGAGAUGA
Messenger RNA from Prinia subflava (tawny-flanked prinia), 936 nucleotides. Its product is annotated as olfactory receptor 5V1-like. Gene Ontology annotation, cellular component: membrane. Gene Ontology annotation, biological process: G protein-coupled receptor signaling pathway. The transcript is spliced from 6 exons. The record is from RefSeq and is a predicted model, not a curated record. Lineage: Eukaryota; Metazoa; Chordata; Aves; Passeriformes; Cisticolidae. The coding region runs from base 1 to 936 and encodes 311 amino acids. Gene Ontology annotation, molecular function: olfactory receptor activity; G protein-coupled receptor activity; odorant binding.